GCAGCGGCUCCUCGCGCCUAAGAUGCAGUGGAUCCCGGUGCUGCUCGCCGGACUCACUCUGUACGGGACCCUGCCGCCGCAGCGCUGCCACGACUAUGAGGACUCGUACGAUUAUUAUGAGGAGGAGAGGACGGAGGAAAUUGACUACAAAGACCCCUGCAAAGCCGCUGUGUUUUGGGGAGAUAUUGCCUUAGAUGAAGAAGAUCUGAAAAUGUUUCAGAUUGAUAAAACAAUAGACCUAACACAACAAACCCACGAAAGACAAGGACACACAUCAGGUGGUUUAGGUGAGCACAACUUAGCAGAGAAGAAAGGAUCACUCUAUUUGCUUUUAGAGAGGAUACGAAGAUUGAGUUUAGACAAUGGGCAGAAAAUUUUGACUAAGGACAAGCCGAGUGUGAUGUCCUCAGUGAAGACAGUGAAAAGCAGGGCACCUCGAGCUGCUACAUCAAGAGCAGAGAGAAUAUGGCCUGGAGGGGUCAUUCCGUAUGUGAUUGGAGGCAAUUUUACUGGCAGCCAACGAGCCAUGUUCAAGCAAGCCAUGAGGCACUGGGAGAAGCAGACAUGUGUUACUUUCAUCGAGAAGACUGACGAGGAGAGCUACAUCAUCUUCACAUAUAGGCCUUGCGGGUGCUGUUCAUAUGUGGGCCGGCGUGGAAAUGGACCUCAGGCCAUCUCCAUUGGCAAGAACUGCGACAAGUUCGGCAUCGUGGUGCACGAGCUGGGUCACGUGAUUGGUUUCUGGCACGAGCACACACGUCCUGACAGGGAUGAUCACGUGACCAUCAUCAGAGACAACAUUCAGCCAGGUCAGGAAUACAACUUCCUGAAAAUGGAGCCAGGGGAGGUGAACUCCCUCGGGGAGCCGUACGACUUUGACAGCAUAAUGCACUACGCCAGGAACACCUUCUCAAGGGGCAUGUUUUUGGACACCAUUCUCCCAUCCCGUGACGAGAACGGCGUACGGCCUGCUAUCGGCCAACGGACGAGGCUCAGCAAAGGAGACAUCGCACAGGCAAGGAAGCUCUACAGGUGUCCAGCUUGUGGGGAGACAUUGCAGGAAUCCACUGGAAAUUUUUCAUCUCCUGGAUACCCCAAUGGUUACCCAUCCUACACACACUGCAUCUGGAGAGUGUCAGUAACACCUGGAGAAAAGAUUGUUCUGAAUUUCACAACGAUGGACCUUUAUAAAAGUAGCUUGUGUUGGUAUGACUACAUUGAAGUCCGCGAUGGAUACUGGAGGAAAGCACCGCUACUCGGCAGGUUCUGCGGGGACAAGGUGCCAGAACUCCUUGUGUCCACUGAGAGCCGCAUGUGGAUCGAGUUUCGCAGCAGCAGUAACUGGGUGGGCAAAGGAUUUGCCGCUGUUUAUGAAGCCAUCUGUGGGGGUGAGAUCAAGAAAGAUGCAGGUCAGAUUCAAUCCCCCAACUACCCAGAUGACUACCGACCAGCAAAGGAGUGUGUUUGGAAGAUAACCGUUUCAGAGAACUACAACGUGGGAUUAAGCUUUCAGGCUUUCGAGAUCGAAAGACAUGACAGCUGCGCUUAUGACUACUUGGAGGUUCGAGACGGAAACAUGGAGAGCAGCCCCCUGAUUGGACGUUUCUGUGGAUAUGAUAAACCAGAAGACAUCCGGUCUACAUCAAAUAACUUGUGGAUGAAAUUUGUUUCUGAUGGGACAGUCAACAAAGCUGGAUUUGCAGCCAACUUUUUGAAAGAGGAAGACGAAUGUGCCAAACCAGACAAUGGGGGGUGCGAGCAGCGAUGCGUGAACACGCUAGGUAGCUUCAAGUGCGCCUGUGAUCCAGGCUAUGAGCUCGCACCUGACAAGAAGAGCUGUGAAGCUGCCUGCGGAGGCCUCUUGUCCAAGCUGAAUGGGACCAUCACCACACCUGGCUGGCCCAAGGAGUAUCCCCCUAAUAAGAACUGUGUGUGGCAGUUGGUGGCCCCAACGCAGUACCGAAUCUCCGUGCAGUUUGAAUUCUUUGAACUGGAAGGGAAUGAAGUAUGCAAAUACGACUACGUGGAAGUUCGUAGUGGCCUCUCCUCCGACUCCAAGCUACAUGGGAAAUACUGCGGGACGGAAGUGCCCGAGGUCAUCACGUCGCAGUACAACAACAUGAGGAUUGAGUUUAAGUCUGAUAACACCGUGUCCAAGAAGGGCUUCAAGGCCCACUUCUUCUCAGACAAGGACGAGUGCUCCAAGGACAAUGGAGGCUGUCAGCACGAGUGCAUCAACACCGUCGGCAGCUACGUGUGCCAGUGCCGCCAUGGGUUCGUCCUGCACGAGAACAAGCAUGACUGCAAGGAAGCGGAAUGCGAGCACAAGGUUCACAGCUCCAGCGGGACCAUCAGUAGCCCCAACUGGCCUGACAAGUACCCCAGCCGGAAGGAGUGCACAUGGGACAUCACGGCAACCCCGGGGCAUCGUGUCAAGAUCACCUUUAAUGAGUUUGAGAUCGAGCAGCACCAGGAGUGUGCCUACGACCACCUGGAGGCCUUUGACGGCGACAGCGACAAGUCCUCCAUCCUCGGGCGCCUCUGCGGCAGCAAGCUUCCCGAACCGCUCGUUUCCACGGGCAACCGCAUGUACCUCCGCUUCAUCUCAGAUGCCUCGGUGCAGCGGAAGGGUUUCCAGGCCACACACUCCACAGAAUGUGGCGGCAGGUUGCGGGCCGAAGCCAGGCAGAAGAACCUCUACUCACACUCCCAGUUUGGGGACAACAACUAUCCUGGACACACCGACUGCAAGUGGAUGAUCACUGCGGAGAAGGGCUACGGGAUUGAGCUCACCUUCACCACAUUUGAGGUCGAAGAGGAGGCCGACUGCGGCUACGACUACAUCGAGCUGUUUGACGGCUACGACACAACGGCGCAGAGGCUGGGCCGCUUCUGCGGGUCCGGGCCCCGAGAGGAAAUCUACUCGGCGGGUGACACGAUGCUGCUGCACUUCCACAGCGAUGACACCAUCAGCAAGAAGGGCUUCCAUAUACGAUACACCAGCACCAAAUUCCAAGAGGGCCUUCACACCAAAAAGUAGAACGGAAGAAUCGGAAACCUCAACGCUGUCGACGACGUGGUUGCACACAGACACAAGCUGAACAAAACCUUCACGGAAAAGAAAGGAAACCAAAACGAAACUGUUGUGUCCUUUAUAGGAGAAACUAAAUGUGACCCACAGAUAGGCAGAAGUGACCCGCGGACGCGGUCAGCCAGCCGCCGAACAGGGACGGACGCGUGACGAGAUUCUCUGGCUGACGUCCGGGGGUUCCAGAAAACAGAAUGGACUAUUAAAAGGACCGUGCCGCUUGGCCGGGCGCCUUGUCCGCAACUUUACUGUAGCACAUUGGCUCACGAGGAGAUGAGACAAAUGGAGCCGGAAGAAGGAAUCGCAGCGCACGGACGAGCAAUGAAGGCGAUAUUACAUUUACGAUCAUACAAAGAUAAGUCCUGCUGGACUUCA
Messenger RNA from Scleropages formosus (Asian bonytongue), 3463 nucleotides. It is a transcript of the gene tll1, whose product is annotated as tolloid-like 1. Gene Ontology annotation, molecular function: serine-type endopeptidase activity; zinc ion binding; metalloendopeptidase activity. Lineage: Eukaryota; Metazoa; Chordata; Actinopteri; Osteoglossiformes; Osteoglossidae. Gene Ontology annotation, biological process: proteolysis. The transcript is spliced from 21 exons. Bases 23 to 3040 code for a protein of 1005 amino acids. The record is from RefSeq and is a predicted model, not a curated record.